Molecule: messenger RNA, 978 nt
Organism: Ochotona curzoniae (black-lipped pika)
Lineage: Eukaryota; Metazoa; Chordata; Mammalia; Lagomorpha; Ochotonidae
Product: olfactory receptor 2T8
Exons: 1
Coding region: 1-978 (325 amino acids)
Biological process (GO): G protein-coupled receptor signaling pathway
Cellular component (GO): membrane
Molecular function (GO): G protein-coupled receptor activity; olfactory receptor activity
Source: RefSeq, a predicted model, not a curated record
AUGGAAAACGGGAGCGUCACCUCAGACUUUCUGCUCCUGGGGCUCUUCAGCCACACCAGGCUGCACUUCCUCCUCUUCAGCGCUAUGCUGGCAGUGACCACCGUGUCCAUCAUGGGCAACACGUUCCUGCUGCUCCUGAUCCUCAGGGACCGCCGGCUCCACACUCCCAUGUACCGCCUCCUGGGCCAGCUGGCCCUCAUGGACCUCAUGAUUGUGUCGGCCAUCGUGCCCAAGAUGGCUGCCGACUACCUGACCGGAAACAUGUCCAUCUCCCGCGCCGCGUGCGGGGCGCAGAUUUUCUCCCUCGUGACCUUAGCAGGCGGGGAGUGCUUCCUGCUGGCAGCCAUGUCUUACGACCGCUACGUGGCCAUCUGCCACCCGCUGCGCUACCUGGUGCUCAUGAACCGGCGCCUCUGUCUGCAGAUGACCGCAGGGUCGUGGGUCCUGGGCGCGGCAGACGGGAUCCUGCAGGCGGCCGUCACCCUGAGCUUCCCCUUUUGUGGGUCACACGAGAUUGACCAUUUCUUGUGCGAGGCCCCCGCCCUCGUGCCCCUGGCCUGUGCCGACAUGUCAGUCUUUGAGUACCUCAUGUACACCUGCUGUGUGCUGAUGCUGCUGGUCCCCUUUGCCCUCAUCCUGGCCUCCUACGGCCUCAUCCUGGCUGCUGUCCUGCGCAUGCGCUCUGUGGAGGCCUGCAGGAAGGCCUUGGCCACCUGCUCUUCCCACCUGGUGGUGGUGGGACUCUUCUUCGGAGCAGGUUUGUUUGAAUACAUGAGGCCCAUGUCCCACAGGUCGGCCAGCCACAACAAGGCUGUGUCUACCUUCUACAUCAUCUUCACACCUGUGCUGAACCCCCUCAUCUACAGCCUGCGGAACAGUGAUGUCAAGGGUGCCCUGAUCAAGUGCAGGGCUCAGGCGGCCGCUCUCCUCAGCAGGAUCCCAGCGGUUUGCCCCAUCUUUCAUGCCCGUGCAAAGUGA